GACCGCGAAGUGAAGUAGGUGAAGACGACUGCGCGGUCUCACGUCUUCGUCACUUGAAUAAUUCCCUUAGUGCAAUAAGUGAUUAGAUUAACUCUUGCCUGACCGGUCGCGGUGAAUUCAUGUACUUUUAGACUUGCGGAUCAGACUCAGUGUAGACGUGUGGCCGCCCCCCCCCUCCCCCCUCUUGGCCCAGAAGGUGUCCACUUGAAUUCGAAGGAAAACCAAAGGAGAGCCUCCUCACCGCAGUGUCCCGCAAGGGCGCGGCGCCACAGCAGCCUCGUUCGCCCGCGAUGGUGGUGACGUGAGCGCGAUGCCGACGCCGCCAGCGCGACGCCGCGUGCACCCGGCGGUGGCCGUCCGUCGGGCGCAGAGCGAGCGCCGAUACCUCAGCCCUUGGCAAGCGGGGGCGGCUCCCCCCCUGCUGCACGUGCCCCCCGGGAGCGGGUGGGCGCGCUUCGAGCACCACCAUGCCACCCGCACCGCCUACAUCCCACCCCUGCACCCGCGCCUUUGCCACCCACAGGGUGUGGGCCGCCCAAAGGUGGUGAUGGGCGUGCGCGAGGUGUGGACGGGUACCGUCAGCUACCACCCAUGCGCGUCAAUGUCGCGGGCACAGCUACCGCCCCUCGCCCUCGGCUCGCCGCCCGCCGUGGCCGCCCCGCACACCCUUCUGCCGCCGCCCAUCACGCUCGAGGACAGGCUGGCGCAGGACAGGCUCACGGCCUUCCUCGCCGCCGAGUCGCUGCCGCAUCGCCCGCGCUCCAUUCUCUCGUGCCCAG
Molecule: messenger RNA, 779 nt
Organism: Penaeus vannamei (Pacific white shrimp)
Lineage: Eukaryota; Metazoa; Arthropoda; Malacostraca; Decapoda; Penaeidae
Source: RefSeq, a predicted model, not a curated record